Poecilia reticulata (guppy) is the source of this 2876-nucleotide messenger RNA. RefSeq names its product family with sequence similarity 78 member Ba (gene fam78ba). The record is from RefSeq and is a predicted model, not a curated record. Lineage: Eukaryota; Metazoa; Chordata; Actinopteri; Cyprinodontiformes; Poeciliidae.
UCUCUCUCUCUUCCUCCCUCUGCUGCCUCUACAGCAUCAGCACCUCCAAACCGUACAAGGCGACCCGCCGCUGGGAAGAGGAUGCUCUCCGCUCCGUUAUGAUCCACAGCCUAGCGAUGAGGCGGCUAACCGACGGGCUGAUGGUCAGAGCGAUGAAGACCCCGAUUUUGGCUUCCGAGGGCGCCGCGUGAAUUUCGGGCAAAUCCGAGGAAAGCCGAGCGAACAAAAGGCAUCCCAGCCCUCAUCCUCCUCCUCCUCCUCUGACGCACCUGGCUGCCCUGUCGCCACUUGACAUGACAGCGCAGAGCCGGCAGCAGGGCAGCAGGAUCAAGGGGCACCGACGUGCAGCCGGACGUGCGGACUCGACCAGGAGCGGGGGACGCUCGGCGGAGCGGAAGCAGCAGCCCAGGGGAGGCCGGAUUGCAGUUUCUGGGGACGAGCGCCAAGGGCAGUGCGGCAGUCAGCAGACAGACCGGGGGGAGGAGGCUGCGGAGAUCUGUGAUAUACUCUCCCCCGAAACCACUCUCCAACCCAUCCUGGAGAUAUGAUGGUGGAUGUUUGUGUGCUUGAUCUGUGGUGACUGUGGCACUCCCCAAUCAUCCUCUCCACUCUUCCUUCCCAACCAAUCACUGGUGAUGUGCAAUUAAAAGCUUAGGUCUGCUCUCCAGGCACGGGUGGAGCCCUGAGGGGGGACUGAUGAGCAUACUGGCCAGGCAUCACUUGGUCCCUCCUUCUCUGUUUUUGCUCCUUCUGCUUGUCGCCUGCACUAUGGGCUGCCUUCAAAGCAUCGCCUGCAAGCCCCGCAUCAGGCGAGAGAACAUCGUGGUGUACGAGGUGUCUGCCUCUAUUGACCAGUGUCCUACAAUCAUAGAGGAGAACUCACCGAUUGUGCUCCGUUAUAAGACACCAUACUUCAGGGCCUCAGCAGGAGUUGUGAUGCCGCCGGUGCCCCGCAAUGAGACCUGGGUGGUGGGCUGGAUCCAAGCCUGUACCCAGAUGGAGUUCUACAACACCUAUGGUGAUAUUGGCAUGUCUAGCUGGGAGCUACCAGAGCUGCGAGAGGGUCGGGUGAAGGCCAUCAGCGACUCGGAUGGCGUCAGCUACCCUUGGUAUGGCAACACCACGGAGACGGUGACCCUGACCGGCCCCACGUCCAAACCAUCUCGGCUGACGGUCAGCAUGAAUGACAACUUCUAUCCCAGCGUGACCUGGGCAGUCCCCAUCAGCAACAGCAACACCCCGAUGCUGACCCACAUCACCCGGGACCAGAGCUUCAUCACCUGGCUGGUGGCCAUGAACUCUGUCACCAAGGAGCGCAUUGUGUUGCAGACGGUGCGGUGGAGGAUGCGGGUCGACAUCGCCGUGGAUCCGGACAUGCCACUCGGCUCCCGGGCCUCGCUUGUCGGUCGACCGUACCAGGAGCAGCCGCACAUCCUCAACUACCAGGAGCCCAUCCCUCCCAACGCUCUGGGAAGGCCGAAUGCCAACGACGCCCAAGUGCUGAUGUGGAGGCCGCGUAGAGGGGCACCGCUUGUGGUCAUACCGCCAAAAUAGGAGGGGAUGAAAUUUCUGCACAGACAAAAGCAUAGGUGCUCCCUUUAAGGAAAAAGGGAGGACGAAGUGGUCACAGUGCCCGCUGGUGUCCUUGCAGCUCCUAAUCUCUAAAGGACUGAAGUGGACUGUUACCUUAAGCCAAAGCGAAGGUUGAAUCUUGAAUCUGACACAGCAGUCAGAAGAAAACACCACAGUUUGUCCUCCAGGACCUUGAGCGACAUCAAGGCUUGUCUAAACCCCGCCGGCCCCCGAUAAGUUUUGAACUGCAUAUUUAUCUCUGCCUGCAUUUUAGCAAAGUACAAACCCAGUUUUUAGACGUACCACAGAGGUAUUAGUCAACAACAAGAACUGCAUCCUGCAUCCUUAUGUAGACCUUAUUGCAUGAGAGUGAGGAGACUGAAAAAAAAGAAGAAGAAGAAAAAAGCUGUUCUUAUAGAAGUUUAAGAGCAGCAGUUUGUUUUGUAUAACUUGAUACCUGAAGACAUUUUGAUUGACAAGUCAGCCAAAAUACGAUGCGGGCUGGUUUGACCUCAUCGGUGCCAACAAAGGCCUUCAGCACACCCAGUACUGCUAUUAAAGGAUGUACUCAGAUCAGUUCAAGGAAUCUUAAGUAUUAUAUGAGUCUUUUUAGGUUUAAGAUUAAAACCCAUGCAUCCAUCAGAUUGUACUGGGAGCAGCCACGUGGAAGGGGAACACUACUGCUACCGUUUUCACAGGAGUCCUCUAUCUCUUCUGGUAUAUUUUUGCCUCUUUUGUGCAGCUGAUAUACUGUACCUCAAUGGGUGUCGGAUGGCUUUAAAGAUGAGCUGGAUCUCUUCAUGCAUUAAAUAAGAAAAAAAAACAACAAAAAAAAACAAAAACAAUGCCAAACAAGCUUAUAAGUACAGUGUAAAUGAUUUGGAAUACUGCCAUAAGGCACACUGACACUUACUGUAGCUGGAGGUGUCCACCAAUCAGAGUGGCACUAAUAAAGUUAUGUCACAGAUAAAGUUACUCCAGUAAUGGAUUGUAUAUGUAUUCUUAACAGUUUUCUUGGUCUGGAAUUAAACCAAGACUACUUCUAAGAAGUCACUCUUCUGCCCCCACCCUCCCUGGCAGUCCUGUAUGCGUAAUAUUUUUUAUGAACAUGAAUUUAAGAAAAGACCAUGCUUCAGAGACUUGCGACAUUUAUUUACUACACAUAAAUGCUCGUGUCAUUUUUUUUUUCUCUCCUCACUUCUCCACCUACAGAGGGCAAACUGUAUCAGAUUUUGAGAAAUAAAUAAAAGAUUAAAUGAUUAUUUAUAUAUGUGACAAUUUAAAUAAAACUGGAAAGGAAUACA